This is a messenger RNA of Calliphora vicina (urban bluebottle blowfly), 1465 nucleotides long. RefSeq lists its product as uncharacterized. The record is from RefSeq and is a predicted model, not a curated record. The transcript has 7 exons. Bases 1 to 1383 code for a protein of 460 amino acids. Lineage: Eukaryota; Metazoa; Arthropoda; Insecta; Diptera; Calliphoridae.
AUGAAUAUGAAUAUAUCAUAUUUAAUAUUUGCUCUUUGUGUUUUACAAUGGCCCAUGCGAGUGGUGGCAUCAGCUAUUAGUGCAGCGGCCAGCAACAGUAAAGCUGCAUAUGCGAGAACUGAUGACAAAGGUCAGGAGGUGUCUUCUAGUAUAUUGGGUUCACUAUAUCACAAAAGUCGACAAUCUAGAUGUGUAACAUGUUAUGAAGACAGGCGAUAUGGAGAUGAUCGUAGCCGUAAUUAUGGUAGUUAUGCUGCCAGAUCGGGUGAUGAUCGUGCAAGUAGUUGGUAUUAUCCCAGCUAUGAUCGUUACGAUGAUCGCGGUUAUCGUGGCGGUGAAUAUGAUAAAUAUGGAGCAGCUGGAGCCGACCGUUAUGGUGCUGAUCGCUAUGGUGCUGCUGAUCGCUAUGCUAGUGCUGAUCGCUAUGGUUCUGCUGAUCGCUAUGGUGCUGCUGAUAGAUAUGGUGCCGAUAGGUAUGCACCUAGUGACCGCUAUGCUGGUUAUAGGGAUGAUCGUUAUGCCGCUCGACCAGCUUACGAUCGUUAUGAUACCCGCACACGUGGUCCCUAUGAAAGACCAGCAGCAGCUGCUUAUGAUCGUGGUGAAAGUCGAGGUUAUGGUUAUGAUAACCGUGAUCGUUAUUAUGGUGCUGAUCGUGGUACAAGUGAUCAUUACGGCAGAGAUCGCUACUAUGAACGUCCAAGAUAUGGUGCUGCUGCUGGUGCCGGAGCUUCGGCUGGUUAUGGCGGCUAUGAUCGUGACUAUGAUCGUUAUUCUCCAAGGUAUGAUUUUCGCCGUUAUCGUCCUUGGGAUGACACAUACAGAGGACAGUCCGGUUAUGAUAGUUCUGGUCGUGGUCAUUAUUAUGCCAAAGGAACACAAGAGGAUCGUCAUUAUUUACCCGAACCUGGGUACAAUUCACCUGCCAUUUCACCCUGUGGUGUCAGAAAACCUAAUUGCCCAUACAGUCCUCAAGAGGGAGGAACUCGUGUAACUUCAGGAACCAUUGACAGUGGCAAAUAUAAUGUGGGUGUUUCACAGACAACCUACAACACAAAUUCGAAUACAAAUCGUAAUGAGAGUUCGAAAGGUUCGGGUUCGCCUGGCGGUUGGUCAUAUAUGAGAGAAGAUGAGCAACCCCCCAGAGGUGGUAGUAAUAGUGAUAGUAAUGCUAGUAAUAGUAAUAAUAACAAUAGGGACAGGAAUAGAGAUCAACAAAGCUCUGCCUACGGUGCUUUAUUAGAUCGUGGUACUAAUCUCAUUGCCGUGGAACCAGCUAAAUCAAAUGAAAAUGCUAACGACUCAAUGGCAACCAGUGACCAGCAAAAGGAUAAAAAUGGUGAUGGAACUCCAAAACAGAGUGAAAAUGGACAAAAUUCUUAAAGUUGUUCGGGGAAUAUCUAUAAAUGUUCCUGUUCUAAGAAUGUAACUACUGAUUAAAAGGAAAUUUAAAGCAAAAGGAGAA